Paramecium sonneborni is the source of this 1129-nucleotide messenger RNA. The record is from the annotation of a GenBank genome assembly. NCBI's taxonomy places the organism in Eukaryota, Ciliophora, Oligohymenophorea, Peniculida, Parameciidae.
AUGUAAUACUUGUAAAGAUACUAUAUUUAUCAAGAUGGUAGUUGUAUAAGCUAUUGCUCAGCUCUGUAUCAGAAAUCUAAUGGUCUUUAUUGUUUGAUUACGAUAAUUAAACGCCUUGUAUCUUAUAUUAUUAUAUUUAGACUCUCAAUAUUUGAAUUAAGAAUAUAUAAAUGAUGCAACCUACCCUGAAUAUUAUGGAUAAUAUACUUUAAUCUCUCAUAGUGGAACAAACUUUUUAAAAGGAUCAGAUAUACAUUAUGUAAUAUUAACUUAAAUUUAAAUUUAAUUAGGAAUAUCUAUUAUUCAUAUUAUAGAGAAAUUACAGUUUUUGGAGGACCUUUUAUAUGGGCUUAAGCUAAAUUCUAAAGAAUUCACCAUAUUUAAUCUCCACAUCUUAGUGUCACUAUUGCAUUUUAUAUACUUUUUGGACCAUCAUUCCCUGCAGAUGGUAGAUUUAUAUUUAAUAUUGAAAAUAAUCCAGCUGUUUCUACAUCAAGUACUAGUAAUCAUGGUUCUUAUUUAGAUGGUUCAAAAUACAUUAAAGUAUAUGACAGAAUCAAUCAUUUUACAAAUACAUUAACAAUCACUUUGGAUUGCUAUGGUUCAAAUAAUGAACCAGUUAAGGCUUAUUGUGGAUUCUAUAAUUAUUAUAUUGUUGUUCACAAUUGCUAGCCUUAUUGUUAGUCAUGUUUAGAUUAAUAUUCAUGUAAUUCAUGAAACCCUUAUGAUUCUAACAUUGUUCAAUUUUCUUAAACACAAUGUUUAAGCAAUUAAUAUUAUGAUAAAUACUUAGUCAGAUGUUUAGAUUGUCCAUCAUCUUGUUAAACAUGUACAUCAAAAAUAGAUUGUUAAACAUGCAAAUUAACAUAUACUUCAUCUAAAUUAGGAUGUAUAUGUACAAUCAAACAAUACGAACAUUCCAAUCAAUGUUUUAAUUGUCCAAUAGAAUGUAAUUAAUGUUUAAGCUCGCCUUUUUGCAUAGAAUGUUUAUAUAGUAAUAAUAGACAAUUAUUAAAUGGAAAUUAUCAAAAUAACAACUUUUCUUAUUCAAUUGGCUGCCUUGGUGAAAUUAAAUCUUGACUCAAAACUGUUCAAUUUCUAGGCAAAUUCCUUUUUUUGUGAUCGAUGA